This is a messenger RNA of Dicrocoelium dendriticum, 1076 nucleotides long. NCBI's taxonomy places the organism in Eukaryota, Metazoa, Platyhelminthes, Trematoda, Plagiorchiida, Dicrocoeliidae. The record is from the annotation of a GenBank genome assembly.
GGCCAGGUAAAGGGAAAAUCACACCAAAAGGUUUGUGAACCUUGAUAACGUAUCUACUGUCACCGAGUGCUGCAAUGUCCGCCCGUCUCUUGUUGCUGGUCUCAAUUGCCGGCUUGGCCCAAGCAUGGUAUAAUGCUGCAUGGACUGGUCCAAAAUCCCUGACUUCACAAACGGAGCCUGUGGAGAAGUGCGGUGAAUGCGACUUGACAAAAUGUGUGGCCCCAAAGGAAUGCAAAGCCGGUUUGGCACGUGACAAAUGCGACUGCUGCCCCGUGUGCGCUUUAGAGGAGUCGCAUUUGUGCAAUCUCGACCAAGACGUGUUAGCCGUCAGGAAUGGACUUCCUCCUGUCACUUGGCACGGACGCUGCGGACAAAACUUGGAGUGUCGCAUUCGGAAUGAUAUCGAUUCCGCAUUGGUUGGCUCUCAGAGUAUUUGCUAUUGUCUGGAGCCAGGUUUGGUUUGUGGCUCGGACGGUAUCACAUACUCUCCUUGUCAAUUGGAAGCUGAAAAGGCGAUUUCUAAUGGAACUGUAACAAAAUUAAGUGAUGGACCUUGCAAAACAAAACCAACCGUAGAACUGAAGGGCCCAAACGGACUGGUCAAAAAUGGUGACAAGCUCACCCUGAUUUGCGAGGCCCGGGCAUACCCACGCGCUGAUGUCACUUGGCAUUUGAGCAGACUUGGUGACAAGGGCAAGAGCCGACAAAUGCCCAGUGAUUCUGAAGACAUCACCGUGUCGGUUCGUGGCGGCGCAUCGCAGACACAAGUCACAUCAUAUCUGCAAAUCACCAACUUCAAACUGGAUUACGAGGGAGAAUACAGCUGUAUGGCCGAAAAUGAAUUUGGCACACACGUCCAGUCUACGUCGCUGAUUCUGAAAAAUUAGGAGUUUUCGUCGUUGUUUGAUUGAUUACUUGCGCUUGUAUUAUCACAGCAUUCAUGUAACCACUGCCACUGUGCCCUGUGUCUCUACGUUACAACUGGAUCUGCUUGAACUUUCCUUAUAUAGCUUGUAAAGUAUCCAUAAUUAUUCUGGAGAGAAAGUACCGUUUCACAAUAGGUAGUUAUUUUCUUG